Paraglomus brasilianum is the source of this 924-nucleotide messenger RNA. The record is from the annotation of a GenBank genome assembly. Lineage: Eukaryota; Fungi; Glomeromycota; Glomeromycetes; Paraglomerales; Paraglomeraceae.
AUGAAUUCUUUCAAUCAUCCACCAGAUCUAAAUGUGGAGCCAUCCCAAGGACCAUCAGAAUCGCAGAAAUUGUUUCGUAGACAUCCUGGCGAUAACAUUGAGCUACAUUUACUACAAGAUGUGAAGACAUUUGGAUUAGCUGGGAAGGUCUGGGACAGCACAUAUGCACUAGACCUCUAUCUCUGCCUACCACCCAAUCAUCUUGCCUUUGAUCCACCAUGUCCUAUACCUUCCUAUCUCUUUCAUCAUGAUGCGAGACCCCAAAAUCAUUCACCCCAUUACACAAUUUUGGAACUAGGAUCGGGAACAGGCUAUCUUGGUAUUACUCUUGCCUCAAGAUUAGUUCCUCCCUUUACGCUAAUCCUUACAGAUCUACCGGACGUCCUUCCUCUUCUCAAUCGCAAUGUAUCAAACAAUACUCAUGCAAAUACAGACCAUAUUGUGGUCGAACCUCUUGGAUGGGGCAAUUCGGUACAUUCUGAGUGCAUAAAUUCAAAGUAUAAAAUAGAUCUUGUAAUAGCUUCCGAUCUUGUAUAUUUCCCAGAAUUAUUUGAUCCGCUUAUAAAAACUUUAUUAGAGAUAUGCAGUGAAGAAACAGUCGUUGUUUUCGGAUACAAAGUUCGGGCUCAAUGGAAGGAGGAGACUUUUUGGGAACAAGUGGGAAGAUUUUUUGAUUUGAAGGCUGUUAGAGUUGAUACAAAGGCACAGAUGGAUUUAGAUAAUACCAUACGGGAAGAAAUUACAAGAGUUGAGGAGAGGGCUAGGGAGAAUGUCGUGGAAGAAAGUGAGGCGGGCUUUAGGAUAUUUGGCGAAGAAGAUGGGAUAUUUAUAUUUAUUGGAAGAAAAAGGGCAAAGGAGAAAUAUAAAAAAGGUGUUGAUGAUACAUUUGCUACAAUACUAUUAUUGCAGAUAGAUUUAUUAUAG